Thermothelomyces thermophilus ATCC 42464 is the source of this 2525-nucleotide messenger RNA. RefSeq lists its product as uncharacterized. Gene Ontology annotation, molecular function: GTP binding; molecular adaptor activity; GTPase activity. Lineage: Eukaryota; Fungi; Ascomycota; Sordariomycetes; Sordariales; Chaetomiaceae. Gene Ontology annotation, cellular component: septin ring; microtubule cytoskeleton; septin complex. Bases 233 to 1594 code for a protein of 453 amino acids. Gene Ontology annotation, biological process: cytoskeleton-dependent cytokinesis. The record is from RefSeq and is a predicted model, not a curated record. The transcript is spliced from 5 exons.
CUCAACACUCUUUUCCUGUCGUAUUUUACACGCUGCCCUGCGUUGCCUUCCAGUCUCCCAGGGCGCCCCUUUAACUUACCUUUUUUUGAACCUUUGCACCUGUAGCAUCUCGGUACGCGACGACCGUCGACCCAUCGCCUUCGUUCCUGAAUCGACUCUGCGCCUUCCCCUCUCUCCCCAAUCUUCAUACCAUCGUUGCGUUACUUACCCGCUCGCUACCUCACCUUUCACAAUGGCUACGAACGGUAUUCCCACCACUAUCCCCUCCCCUACCAGGGCGGCCCCGGUGCCCCAUGCCAAGCCGUCGUCAUCCGGAUCGGACCUUUCUCGCCAAGCUCCAUCUGACUCUGUGGCUGCAGCUCCUCCAGCUAGUGACAACAAGAACAUUGUCCGUCGGAAGCUGACGGGCUACGUUGGUUUUGCCAACUUGCCCAAUCAGUGGCACCGCAAGAGCGUGCGCAAGGGCUUCAACUUCAACGUCAUGGUCGUCGGUGAAUCCGGCCUGGGAAAGUCGACGCUCGUCAACACCCUGUUCAACACUUCUCUGUACCCCCCGAAGGAGCGCAAGGAGCCCAGCCUCGACAUCAUCCCGAAGACCGUUACCAUCCAGUCCAUCAGCGCGGAUAUCGAGGAGGCGGGUGUGCGUCUGCGGCUCACCGUGGUCGACACGCCUGGCUUUGGUGACUUUGUCAACAAUGACGAGUCUUGGAGGCCGAUUGUCGACAACAUUGAGCAGCGCUUCGACGCUUACCUGGAUGCCGAGAACAAAGUCAACCGCAUGAACAUUGUCGACAACCGCAUCCAUGCCUGCGUCUUCUUCAUCCAGCCGACAGGCCACUCGCUCAAGCCGCUGGACAUUGAGGUCAUGAAGCGCCUGCACACCAAGGUCAACCUGAUCCCGGUCAUUGCCAAGGCCGAUACUCUCACCGAUGAGGAGGUCGCUGCGUUCAAGGCCAGAAUCCUCGCCGAUAUCAACUACCACAAAAUCCAGAUCUUCGAGGGCCCUCGCUACGAGCUCGACGAUGAGGAGACGAUCGCCGAGAACAAUGAGAUCAUGUCCAAGGUUCCCUUCGCCGUGGUUGGCGCCAACACCGAGGUUACCACGGCCGAUGGGCGCAAGGUUCGCGGCCGUAGCUACCCUUGGGGCGUCAUCGAGGUGGACAACGAGGAGCACUGCGACUUCGUCAAGCUGCGCCAGAUGCUCAUUCGCACCCACAUGGAAGAGCUCAAGGAGCACACCAACAACAUCCUCUACGAGAACUACCGGACCGACAAGCUGCUUGCUAUGGGCGUCUCGCAAGAUCCCAGCGUCUUCAAGGAAGUCAACCCUGCCGUGAAGCAGGAGGAGGAGCGCCACCUCCACGAGCAGAAGCUUGCCAAGAUGGAGGCCGAGAUGAAGAUGGUCUUCCAGCAGAAGGUGUCCGAGAAGGAAGCCAAGCUGAAGCAGAGCGAGGAGGAGCUGUACGCCCGCCACCGGGAGAUGAAAGAGCAACUCGAGCGGCAACGGCUCGAGCUCGAGGAGAAGAAGGCGAGGCUCGAGAGCGGACGGCCUCUGGAGAAGGAGCCCAAGAGGAAGGGGUUCUCUCUCCGAUAAUCUCGCCCACCCUCCGUCUUCUCUUGCCUCUCUAUGACUUGUCUCAGUAUCAUGAUGCCUCAACAAUACCAGCUCGCCGCCUCUUUUCUUUUUGCCUGUUUGUUUUCUCAUACUCUUUCCUUCAUCCUAAUCACCACCCCUUAAUUCUGCAGGAACGGCCACCCGGAAGGCGGCCGAGGAGUUCCUGCAACGGUGUAUUCCGGGUUUUGGAGGAGGUGCUUCGCUGUCGGCAACGAAAAUGGCCUAGACAAGGUCCCGGGAGAGACCAUGGCUUCUUUCGCUUUGGAAUGACGGUCUGGUCAACGCUUGUGGAACAUUACAACACGAUCUACUUGGCCUAAUCGGGAACUGGAAACGAUGUCUCAAUACCCGACCACUUUCAGAACAAGAUUAUCACCGUUUCCGGUGGGGAGGGCGAUAAGGGGGGGAUGUAUUUCCGAGCAUGGACAUGAGGAUCGGACUCUACGGCGGCCGGAGACAUCGAGAAAGCCAGAUUCGAGCGGAGUUCGCGGCGUUGUUUUUUUCUGGAGCGUGCCCUCGACCAAAGACAGCGAAGACAUCUUCGCUCGAUCAGCCUCGACUGCCCGGUCGGCCGACUCGAGUGACCAAGGGAUACCCGGCUGUUUCAUUAUCUGCGAGAGUUGGAGGACGGGCCGUCCAUUGAAGUUUGGGGACAAUCAGACGGAAACAGGGCAAGGAGGAUUGCUCGGAUCAGGGCGCCAUUAUACCCCCUCCCGGCUUAACCACCCGCCGUCUUUCCUCUAUUUCUCUUUGACACCCCGGAUGGUCAACUCCGGUUCUCACACACUGGCUGUCGCCACGAGUUCUUUGACUUGUUUUCCUAGCCAUCUUUUUUUGCCCGCGCAGUCUGCCUUAGCUUUUCUUGCUGUCGUUGUUUAGUUUAGUGUCUGUCUGGAAUACAAAAGCUCAC